UGAUUUCUUUAAUCAAAACAAUCUGAUUUCAUUACUUUUAUUUAUAGAUGGGUGCCGAGAUAUACGAUCCUCGAUUGUAUAUCCAUUAUAGGCCAAGAGAUACGAAGUAUUUAACCGAUCAAGCAGCACAUCGCUCCCGUGCAAUUUGGGACAACAAACCGGAAUCACUUAUUCCCGUCAUUCAUAAAGGGACUACUAACUUGCCCGCUUGGCAUGAUCGACUGUCGCCGUAUAUAAAGAGGACUGGGUUGGGUAUGUUGAGGCAUUUAAUGCGGCUUGAAAUCAACAACGAUCUGCUUACGGCAAUGGCAUAGCGAUGGUGCCCCGAAACCCAUACGUUCGACCUUCCGGAGGGGGAAAUGACGAUCACCCUCAAAGACGUCGCGAUUCUCACCAGGCUGCCGAUAACUGGAGAUGCCAUCAUUGGUACCACUACCA
Molecule: messenger RNA, 438 nt
Organism: Linum tenue
Lineage: Eukaryota; Viridiplantae; Streptophyta; Magnoliopsida; Malpighiales; Linaceae
Source: the annotation of a GenBank genome assembly